AUGUCUUCUUCAGCCAGCUUCGACCAGGUGGCCACUGCAGCGGCUUUAUCCUCUUCUUCCAUUAGAGUUCGGAUCCCAUAUCUGCAGGGCCUCGAGGAGCGGAUAAAUCAGCGGGCUUUCGAAAAGGAGCCAUUCCCCGAAUUAGUACGAAUCCUCUUUGGGACUAUCCCUCUGUACCGAGAUCGAGAGUCAAGACUUGUUGUUCAAGCAUGCAUUGCCGCAAUCCUCAAGUCGGAACCACAACCCCAAUUGCUGGGAUGGCUCACCAAGACCAUGCGCCAUGAAGGCCAGAAGGCCGGCCUAGCAACAUCGAACUCGUUCGUUUUAGUAGAGUGGUGCAGUUUACUCAUGCAAUCACUGGCUGGAUCCCCUCUCUGGGGCCAGUUCGGAGACGAUAUUAUCCACUGUACAGCCGAUUCCCUGGCUCGAUGCCUCCAAUCCGGCAAACAAUCAAUCGCUCAUUCUGCGCUGGUGGUCACAAGGAGAGGGUUCCGCAAACUUUUCGCGGCCGAUACUCGCGAGAAGGUCCUUCAAGAUGCCGUCAAGACCCUGACGGCCAAGUCGAGUCAAUCGGUGGCCCGGCACGCACCAUUGUUGGGAGUAAUUGCUGGUGUUUCCUCGAGGCUACCGGCUGUGAAGCCAGCCAUUGAGGCUCACAAGUCGCAGUAUUACGAAUUUUAUACUCGAGAAAUUGUGACUUCGAAAACGCCAGUUACAGCGGAGGUGGCGGCUGGCCUGAAAGACUUCUUCCAGGACUUCUCCACUCUGCCUGAGCUGGAAAAGGAGGUAUUCCCAGCACUUGAAAAGGGACUCCUUCGAGCACCUGAAGUUAUCUUGACUAGCGUUCUGAGACCAUUGGUAGCCGCCUUACCGCCGACAUUUGACCUUUCCACGUUGUUGAAAGAUAAGCUUCUGAAGCAUCUGUUAUCAAGCAUUAAGUCGAGCAAUGCCUUGGUGAGAGCUGGGGCUGUUUCUUCGUUCCGAGAUAUCGUUCUUCGAUGUCAUGAUGAUGAUAUCUUGCAAAAGGUUGUCGACGAGAUACUUGCUCCCUUGAAGGGGGGCAAGCUUUCGUCUCCGGAUCAUCGAGUUUUGCACGCUGACAUGUUGGAGGGUAUCCCACUUUCUGAAUCCUCAGCUAAAAAGGUGAUGGAUGGUCUCGCCAUUGUAGCUGGAAAGGAAGGAAACGAAUCUGCUUUGUCAAAUGAAACGUCCACUCUGUCCAAGGCCGUGGUGCAGCUACUUAAGACCAACGCUGAUAUUCCUAAGCCUGUGCUUGAUGUAUUUGUUAAAGGCUUGGCGGAUAAAAAACCAGCGUCCCGUAAGCUUUGGAUCCUGCGAACUGGCUCCAUCUUGCGUGCCUGCGAACAGCAGGAGCCCACCGAUAGCAUGCUGUCGUGGGUUGAGGCUGUGACCCCAAAGCUGUUCGACAACUUCAACGAGACGGCGGCCAACGCCGCGAGUGCUGUCCAGAGCGGCCUAGCUAUCGGGGCCUACAUCCUUACGGCGCUUAUCCCAGGGCUUCAACAGAAAUUUCCUUCCGCAAAAUCAGUCGCCAAAACUCCUAUUGCUAAAGAUGCUCUGGGCCCCACUGGCAAGCAAUCUUUCCUCUUGAACCAUAGAAUCUACUCUAAACUUGGUGGGGAGGAGGACUUGAAUUGGUUUGCCCUGGCCUUGACAGCCCUGCAUCCAGCGCUGGACGAGAAAACCCCAACGGAUGUUUCUAUUGCAUGGUCGGGGGCAUUUAUAUAUGCUAUCACCGCACCAGAUGUCCCGCCCUCCGUACAACAAGCAGCAGGUAAAGCAUUGUCUCAACUUCAUUCCAAAAACACACAUCAAAUAUCAGGGUUUGUGACCGAUGGCCUCUGGGAUUUGCUUCUUCAUUCGGGUACACAGGAAAAGGAAACCAGAUUUGGAAGAGACCAGCUGAUACAAGUCCUAAGAGCGAUAUGCCCGGAUCGCUCUGACGGAGAUGAGGCUACUGACUCGGCAGCUUUGGAAGAUCAAGCUUGCUCCUUGAUUGUUCUAGCACGACAUGAACUUAUUCCCCGAUCAAGCUGGAUCGAUCUCUGUUUACGUAUGAAGAUCGACCCCGGGAAUCUUGCUCGUGAACGAAAGGAAGAGCUCCUGAAGGAAAUAUGGACACGAACGUUGAUCGAGUCCGAUCCUGUUAAAUUGGCUGCAUCCAACGCCGCCGCUGAAUUGGCCUUUGUGGCACCAGAUGCUAUUAUCCCGAGGCUUAUAGAUCUUGUGCGCGCAGAUCUGAGUACUGCAGGCUUAAAAGAAAUCGGCCCUGUGGAGGCAGCCAUCUUCAGAACACCUGAAGGAACAUGUUUUGUUGAUGUCCUGGCUAAAAAGGGCCAGAAUCAAGUGCCCAACAAGAAUAGCAAAGACUAUGAUAUCUUGAAAUGGGAGGAAGAGCUACGGACCCAACUCGAGAACAAAAAAGGCCAGAAGCGCAAGUUGACCGCCGAAGAAAAUGCAAAGGUUAAUGCCCAGUUGCAGAAGGAAUCGCAAAUUCGGAAAACCAUUGGAGAAAUUGAGUCACGGCUCCAGCGCGGCAUUGCAAUCGUUCAGGCCCUCGCGACCGGCCCACCUACCGAAGCAAAGCUCUGGCUUAACGACGCCAUCACGCUUUUGCUUGGAAUUAUGGAUGCCGGUUGCAGCUUGAUAGUGGGGGAUGCACCCUCAACAGCUUACCUGGCGCUUUCUGACAAGGUUGCGUCGAGACUUGGUCUCAUCCGGAAUUUCGUUGGAAUUGGAACACUUCGAUAUCGUGAUAUAACUCUACCCGAUAACUUCAACGAGGAACCAUUGGAAGAAUUGAUCACCCGAGUUCUCUACCGUCUUCGAUUUGCUGGCGAGCAGCGACCCUUUGAUGCGGUUUCUGUGACAUAUAUUCUUCCUCUCAUCUUCGACCUCCUACGCAAAGGCGGUGUUGGUGCAACCUCAGAUGAUAGGGAUGCUCAGCUGGUGCUGGCUCUAGAGUUCCUCACGUUUCAUUCGAACACUUGUGAGGACGAGUCUCUUCCUCGUGCUGAACUAUUGUCUGUUUUGAUUGAGUCGAUGCAGAAAUACGGCCAGCAUUACAAGCUUGUUCGUGAUUGUUUUGUGGACAUGUGUCGGUGCAUCGCGCCAAACAUCAUCCCUGUGGAGAUUUCAGUCCUGACAAAGGGCACAAUUGUACCUCAUGCAAGUGUGAGAACUACCGCCCUGCAGUCAAUAAGCAGUGACGUCGACAUGAGUGAGUUUGGUUAUUCGGAUGAAAUAUGGCUUGCAUGCCACGACGAUGAGGAGGAGAAUCAAGAAAUCGCAAGGGAAAUUUGGGUUGAGAGUGGUGUCCAGGUUGGCCCUGAUGUGCCGGAGAGAAUGCUGCCCUUCCUCGAAUCAAAGGACGCUCAACUUCGCCGAGCAGCUGCUCGCUCCCUUUCAGAAGCUGUCUUGUCGCACAAGGGCACGAUGGAUGCGGUUCUCUCAAAGUUGAAAGCCUCUUAUCAAGAGCUUGCAAAACCGAGGGUGCAGUUGUUGGACGAGUUUGGCAUGCCCAUGAAGAUGGAUCUUUCAGACCCUUGGGAAGCCAGGCACGGAAUUGCCACUGCUUUGAAGGAGCUUUCGUCUGUUGUUACAACGCAAGAAAUCGAGAUCAUUUUCGAAUUUAUGAUCAACGACGGGCCUCUAGGAGACCAAAACAGUGCUGUUCGAGCCGAAAUGCUUGAUGCCACUAUCCGCGCGAUUGACCUCCAUGGGAAAAAGAUGAUUGAUCAGUUGAUGAAGAAGUUCGAAUCUACUUUGGAACAACCCGACAAAAACAGCGAUGCUGCCGACCGUGUUAACGAAGCGGUGGUGAUUAUGUAUGGAGCCUUGGCCCGCCACCUGGCCCCUGGCGAUUCCAAGAUCCCAGUUGUCAUUGACAGACUGCUGGCCACAUUGAAAACUCCAUCAGAAACGGUUCAGUUUGCAAUUGCAGACUGCCUUCCCCCUCUGGUUCGGGCCUGCCAGGACAAGUCGUCAAAGUACUUUGAGCAGAUCACAGAUGAGCUCCUCAAUGCUAAGAAGUACGCAGCCCAAAGAGGUGCUGCUUAUGGCCUGGCUGGCUUGGUCCGUGGGCGCGGAAUCGCAGCUCUCAGAGAGUACCGUAUCUUAUCAACUCUCAAAUCAGCAUUGGAAAACAAAAAGGAUGCUCAUCAACGGGAGGCCAGCCUACUAGCCUUUGAACUCUUCGCCACCAUCCUCGGACGUCUCUUUGAGCCUUACGUGAUCCAGAUUGUACCUCAACUUCUAAGUGGUUUUGGAGAUGCGAACGGCGAUGUUCGUGAUGCUUGUCUUGCGGCUGCCAAGGCCUGUUUCGGAAACCUUAGCUCAUAUGGAGUGAAACAAAUAAUGCCCACUCUACUUGACGGCCUGGAAGACCAACAGUGGAGAAGUAAGAGAGGAGCUUGUGAGCUCCUUGGUGCCAUGGCAUAUCUAGAUCCUCAGCAGUUGGCAAACAGCCUUCCUGACAUCAUUCCUCCGCUGACGGGUGUUCUGAACGACAGCCACAAGGAGGUAAGAGCCGCAGCAAACCGAAGUUUGAAGCGGUUUGGCGAGGUUAUCAAUAACCCAGAGAUCAAAAGCCUGGUGGAUAUUCUUCUCAAGGCUCUUAGCGAUCCUACUAAAUAUACCGACGAAGCAUUGGACUCGCUCAUCAAAGUACAGUUUGUGCACUACUUGGAUGCCCCGUCUCUGGCUUUGGUCACUAGAAUCCUACAGCGCGGUUUGAACGAUCGCUCGAACACCAAACGCAAGGCUGCCCAGGUUAUUGGCAGCCUUGCCCAUCUAACGGAGAAGAAGGACAUUGUUGCUCAUCUACCUGUACUCGUUGCUGGUCUCAAGGUCGCUGCUGUGGACCCCGUUCCCACCACUCGUGCAACCGCCUCUAGGGCGUUGGGAUCCCUUGUGGAGAAACUGGGAGAGGAUGCUCUUCCUGAUCUUAUUCCAGGCCUUAUGCAGACUCUCAAGUCAGACACAGGAGCCGGUGACCGACUUGGUUCUGCCCAGGCGCUUAGUGAAGUUCUUGCUGGUCUUGGCACGACGAGGCUGGAAGAAACGCUUCCAACAGUGCUACAAAAUGUCGAAUCUUCAAAGCCAGCAGUCCGGGAAGGAUUCAUGUCUUUAUUCAUUUUCCUACCUGUCUGUUUUGGAAACAGCUUUGCCAAUUAUCUUGGCCGCAUUGUACCUCCAAUUCUGUCUGGAUUGGCCGAUGAUGUCGAGUCAAUUCGUGAGACAGCUCUCCGUGCGGGUCGACUUCUUGUUAAAAAUUUCGCCGUCCGCGCCGUAGACCUCCUUCUGCCGGAGCUAGAAAGAGGUCUAGCAGACGACAGCUACAGAAUCCGUUUGAGUUCCGUGGAGCUAGUGGGAGAUCUUCUGUUCAACCUCACUGGUGUUAAGGCUGAGGAUGAGCAGGAUGAGGACGAGCCCGACGCAAAAGAAGCAGGGGUUUCUCUCAAGGAAGUUUUGGGAGAAGAAAAACGCAAUAAGAUUUUGUCUGCUCUUUAUGUCUGUCGUUGCGAUACAGCAGGGUCAGUUCGGGCGGCAGCCAUAUCAGUCUGGAAAGUUUUGGUUCAUACUCCAAGAACACUUAAAGAGCUUGUUCCUACCCUUACUCAGCUCCUUAUCCGCCGGCUUGGAAGCUCGAACAUGGAGCAUAAGGUCAUUGCUAGCAACGCUCUGGGCGAGCUCAUCCGGAAGGCCGGUGACGGUGUCCUCUCAAGCCUUUUGCCUACUCUCGAGGAAGGCUUACAAACAUCCACAGAUACUGAUGCUAAGCAGGGUAUCUGUCUUGCUCUCAAGGAAUUGAUAUCUUCGGCGUCUCCUGAAUCUUUGGAAGAACACGAAAAGACUUUGAUAUCUGUCGUUCGCGCGGCCCUCACAGAUUCCGACGAGGAAGUGCGAGAGGCAGCUGCCGAGGCUUUCGACUCGCUACAGAAUAUCUUCCACAAGCGCGCUGUGGAUCAGGUCCUUCCUUAUCUGCUUUCUCUUCUCCGUUCCGAGGACCAAGCAGAAAAUGCUCUGUCAGCUCUCCUCACACUGCUUACAGAAACCACAAGAUCAAACAUUAUUAUCCCUAUCCUCAUUCCUGAUCUUGUCAAGCCCCCCAUCUCUUCAUUCAACGCCAAGGCUAUUGCAUCACUAUCUAAGGUUGCUGGGGCCGCUAUGAAUAGACGAUUACCCAGCAUCAUCAAUUCUUUGAUGGACAACGAAAUUGAUUGCCCGACAGCAGAGUUGAAGGAAGAACUUGAGCAAUCUCUUGACACUGUUAUUCAGCACAUUGAUGAGUACGAUGGUCUCAAUAUUAUCAUGAGCGUACUGUUGCAAUCACUUAAACAUGAUGACCACCGCCGAAGAGCCGCAGCUGCUCGACAUUUCCGUAACUUCUUCGUGGCAUCGAGCGUGGACUACUCGAGAUACAACCAAGACAUUAUCCGAUCUCUCCUCAACUCGUUUGAUGAUGGAGACAUGGAUGUUGUCAAAGAUUCCUGGUCUGCGCUCAGUGAAUUUACGAAAAGAUUACGAAAAGAAGAGAUGGAAUCACUUGUACCAUCCACUCGACAGACUCUUGUCCGGGUUGGUGUUGCCGGUGCUACUCUUCGUGGGUUUGAAUUGCCAAAGGGUAUCAAUGCUAUCUUGCCGAUCUUCCUUCAGGGUCUGAUGAACGGUACAGCCGACCAGAGAGUCCAGGCUGCUUUGGGAAUUUCAGACAUUGUGGACAGGACGAGCGAGGCUUCUUUGAAACCUUUCGUCACACAAAUCACCGGACCUUUGAUUCGUGUUGUGUCUGAGCGAGCCACAGAAGUGAAAUCGGCCAUCCUGCUCACUUUGAACAACUUACUCGAGAAGAUGCCCACUGCUCUUAAGCCCUUCUUGCCGCAACUCCAGAGGACAUUUGCUAAAUCCCUAGCUGAUACGUCGAGCGAAACACUGAGAUCUCGUGCCGCUCGUGCUCUGGGCACGCUGAUCAAAUACACGCCUCGUAUUGACCCCUUAAUUGCCGAACUUGUGACAGGUUCCAAAACCACAGAUGCAGGUGUCAAGACUGCAAUGUUGAAGGCUUUGUAUGAGGUUGUGAGCAAAGCUGGAGCCAACAUGGGAGAAUCCUCCCGAGCAGCUGUCCUUGGCUUGAUCGAUAUGGACACUGAUGAGCGGGAUGAUUCAAUGACCAUUACAAACGCAAAGUUACUGGGAGCUCUCAUAAAGAAUGUACCCGAAGAUAUUGCCCAAGGCCUACUUCGAAAUAGAGUUGUUACGACUCAUUUUAGCAACCCGUCUGCCCUUGCGAUCAACGCUGUCCUGGUAGAAUCUCCAGACGUUUUGCUCGACAGUGCUCUAGCUGCUGACCUGCCCGAUUUGCUUUGCCAGGGCAUUACUCAUAAGAGCACUUUCAUAGCAGAUAACUUCAUUCUUGCAACAGGCAAAUACCUGCUCUCGUCGUCACCAAGAGGCUUUGAAGAUGCAAAGAAGAUAUUCAGCGCUCUUGCUACUGUCAUCGAGCCAGGGAAUCCCACCGAUUCGCGACGUUUGGCUCUUGUAGUGGUUCGGACAGUGAGCCGCAAUGAUAUGGAUGCGGUACGGCCUCACGUUCCGAUCCUCGCCCCACCAAUUUUCGCAAGUGUCCGAGACCCUGUAAUUCCAGUCAAGCUCUCGGCCGAAGCUGCAUUCGUGGAGAUAUUCAAUGUUGCAGACGAAGAAGGCCGAGUCUUUGAUAAGUUUAUGGCUGGGCCAGGGGCAGAUCUACCGCCGAACACUAAGAGAAGCAUGGGAGAUUACUUCAAGCGCGUUGCACUUAGACUUGGAAGUCAGGCCAGGGAGAGAAGGGAGGCAGAGGGCGGCCAAGGUGGAUUAGGCUUGUCCAACGACGAACAGGAAGAUGAACGAGAGAUUUGGAGUGUUGGAAAGGUAGAUCACCUAAGCCAGAGGGAUCAAGAGGUCAAUCUCCGAACUCAGAAGCGCCUGGCCUCUUCGGUCAUUGGCUGCGGCAAGCGCAAGAUCUGGCUCGACCCCAACGAGCAGAGCGAGAUCUCCAACGCCAACUCCCGGCAGACAAUCCGAAAGCUCAUCUCCGAUGGUCUCAUCAUCCGCAAGCCUGUGACCCAGCACUCGCGCUCCCGAGCUCGCGAGCUCAACCUUGCCCGCCGAGAGGGUCGCCACAGAGGUUACGGUAAGCGCAAGGGUACUGCCGAUGCCCGUAUGCCUGAGCAGGUUCUCUGGAUGCGCCGCCUGCGUGUCCUCCGCCGUCUUCUGGUCAAGUACCGUGCCAGCGGAAAGAUCGACAAGCACCUGUACCACGAGCUCUACCACUCCAGCAAGGGUAACACCUUCAAGCACAAGCGUGCUCUCGUUGAGCAUAUCCACCGUGCCAAGGCCGAGAAGGCCCGUGAGACCAAGCUCAAGGAGGAGAUGGACGCCAAGCGUGCCAAGACCAAGGCCGCACGCGAGCGCAAGCAAGAGAGAGUGGCAGCAAAGAGAAAUGCUCUGCUGAGCGAGGAGUAA
This is a messenger RNA of Clonostachys byssicola, 8523 nucleotides long. Lineage: Eukaryota; Fungi; Ascomycota; Sordariomycetes; Hypocreales; Bionectriaceae. The record is from the annotation of a GenBank genome assembly.